AUGAACGAAUUCUCGGCCAAUUUUCAAGAGCCACUGCCUCCAAAGGUCCAUACGGAGUUCAGUGCGAGCUUCGUGCAACAUAAAUGGAAUGCCAAUUUAUCUCACAUCACUUCCGGCUGGAUACAGUUCUCUGCUGAACACCAAUACGUCCGCGCCCUCGAAGCAUUCGAAGGCAAUCUCGCCUCGUCCGCCUUCGAUUUCUCGAACAAGACCUCAAAUGGGCAGGUCAGCAACGUGAUGAUCACGUACGAAGCCAAUAGUACGCGACCUAGCGUGUGGACUGGAUAUGUCGAUCCAGGCUUCCCCAUUUUCCAGCCUCGGAUCCUGUUGGAUUCUCAAGCAGUCUUUAGCGGGCUCGUCCAGCGACCAUUCUUCAAUGACAAAGUUGCUUCGUGGAAUAUCCUUUACGGAGGUGAAUUGCCUACCACUGUCUACACGACUGAUUGCGGCGUUGUAAUUGGCUACGAUUUCUUCUCUCCUAGCCUAAGAACUAGGGCUAUUACACAGUUCUUCAACAUUGAGGUCUAUUGA
Molecule: messenger RNA, 531 nt
Organism: Zasmidium cellare ATCC 36951
Lineage: Eukaryota; Fungi; Ascomycota; Dothideomycetes; Mycosphaerellales; Mycosphaerellaceae
Exons: 3
Coding region: 1-531 (176 amino acids)
Source: RefSeq, a predicted model, not a curated record